Mus caroli (Ryukyu mouse) is the source of this 573-nucleotide messenger RNA. It is a transcript of the gene Tcl1a, whose product is annotated as TCL1 family AKT coactivator A. The record is from RefSeq and is a predicted model, not a curated record. Gene Ontology annotation, molecular function: protein serine/threonine kinase activator activity. NCBI's taxonomy places the organism in Eukaryota, Metazoa, Chordata, Mammalia, Rodentia, Muridae.
AUGGCUACCCAGCGGGCACACAGGGCAGAGACACCCGCACACCCCAACCGCCUGUGGAUCUGGGAGAAGCACGUGUACUUGGAUGAGUUUCGUCGAAGCUGGCUGCCCGUAGUCAUCAAGAGUAAUGAAAAAUUCCAGGUGAUCUUGCGCCAGGAAGAUGUCACCUUGGGAGAAGCUAUGUCCCCCAGUCAGCUGGUGCCUUACGAGCUGCCUUUAAUGUGGCAACUGUACCCCAAGGACAGGUACCGAAGCUGCGACUCCAUGUAUUGGCAGAUCCUGUACCAUAUCAAGGUCCUGCAGCUCCUGUCUGCCUUGCCCAGGCCUGGCCCCACAGGGGAGAUGUUGGUACUUAUGUUCUCUCUGUUCGCUAGUCAUGUCCUUUUUCCUCUACACUGGGCUCCAAGAAGAAAACUACGCUGCCCUUCCCAUGCUGCUGUUGCCUGCUCGGCUGCCUUGGUUGGUCCCUCAGCGCUGCUGACUCCCUGGCAAGGGGCUCCAGAGAAGAUCCCAGUUCUCCUCACCUCCUCUAGGCGCUCAGUGGUGUCUGUGCCUCUGAUCUUCUUAGCUGAUUGA